Oryzias melastigma (Indian medaka) is the source of this 1016-nucleotide messenger RNA. Its product is annotated as polycomb group RING finger protein 5-B. NCBI's taxonomy places the organism in Eukaryota, Metazoa, Chordata, Actinopteri, Beloniformes, Adrianichthyidae. Gene Ontology annotation, cellular component: PRC1 complex. The record is from RefSeq and is a predicted model, not a curated record. The transcript has 4 exons. The annotation marks the transcript as partial. Gene Ontology annotation, biological process: regulation of transcription by RNA polymerase II.
CAGGUGAACUCUGCUAAAAUCACUUUAACCUGGCUCGUGGUGCGUUCAUGGUGCAUCAGAUAAAUCACACAUCGCUGCAGAAACUGUUGGAGUCUUGGUGACAGCAGACAUCUGUAUGAUGAUCCCCAUCAAAGUGUCAAUUAACGUUGAAAGUUUAUGAGAUGGAACAAACAUAACGGUUUACUCCGAAGGCUCUAGAUCACGUGUCAAAGUCAAGUCCGGCCCUCUGGAUUGACUUUUUAUGUGUUCAAAUCAUCGGGAUCCUCGCAGGAGAUCAGAAACAAGAGAUGCAUCAGCAUGAUGACAAAUAAUUCACCUUUGACCUCUCUUGGAUUCAAAAUGGCUCUUUGGCUGGAACAUACAAGAAAUCGGAAUCAAGAUUCUUGAAAAUAUCUUUGACAAAAACAAAUAUUGUUUGCUUUUUUUAGUCAGCCAAUGGCAGGAAUGUGGUUCAUUGAAGACGGAAUACUAAAUUUCCUGAAGAACGGAUUAUAAAUUCAAGCCAAGAAUGGAGCAGGACUUCACACAGUAGGAUCUAACGUUGCACAUGUCCUCUUCCCUGGACUCCCUGGUGAACUUCAGUUCAGCAGAACCACAUCAAUAAAACUCUAAUUUUACCCUAAACUCUUCCAUUCCCCGUUGCUUUAAAUGGACGUCUGAUUCUCCAAAAGCUCAGGGGAGUCGCUUCCCUUCAGCUUUGUCUCCUGAACUGCAGCUACUAGCAGACUCAUUGAAAAAACUCCCAAAUAUGGCUGCAACAGGACGGAAACACCUGGUGAGGGAUUUCAACCACUUCAUCACCUGUUACCUUUGUCGAGGUUACCUGAUCAAACCGACGACAGUCACCGAGUGCCUGCACACAUUCUGUAAAAGCUGUAUUGUGCAGCACUUUGAGGAGAGCAAUGACUGUCCUAAAUGUGGCAUUCAGGUCCAUGAGACCAACCCGUUGGAGAUGCUCAGGUUGGACAACACUCUGGAGGAGAUCAUCUUUAAGCUAGUUCCUGGACUCAGAGAAA